AUGAAGGCAUUUGACGAGUCGAAGAUCACUUGUGAAGAGAUCCAGAAUCUGUUUAGUAAUAUAGAAGACAUCUAUUUAUUUAAUUCGGAUUUUUUAAGUCAAUUAGAAGAGUGUGGUCUGAAUGCUGUGUCCAUCGCCAAGAGUUUUAUCACCAAAAGCUCGGGAUUUGAUAUAUACACCCAUUAUUGUACAAACUAUCCCCGAACGGUGUCCUUAUUAACAGAAAUGAUGCGAAACACAGAUAGGGCUGAGAUAUUUAGGGAAAGGCAGCUCUCCUUACGCCAUAGUCUUCCUUUGGGUUCAUACCUACUAAAGCCCGUCCAAAGAAUAUUAAAAUAUCAUCUACUGCUACAGAAUAUCGUCAAAUACACGGACAAAGAGACCAACGAUUACAUUGACAUAAAGAACGCGUUAUCUGUGAUGACAAACAUUGCGAUCCAUAUAAACGAUAUGAAGCGGAAACACGAACACGCAGUCAGGGUUCAGGAGAUCCAGAGUUUGCUCUAUAAUUGGCCGGGCCAGGAUCUGACCACAUAUGGUGACCUCCAAUGCGAGGGCUCCUUCCGAAUGUUCGGUGCGAAAGGUUUUCGACAUUUAUUUCUUUUCGACCGAAUGUUGUUAAUCACCAAAAAGAAAGACGACGGCGCUCUCAGCUUUAAGACACAUAUUCUCUGUUCAAACUUAAUGCUAAUAGAGAGCAUUCAGGGCCAACCACUUUGCUUUCACGCCAUUCCCUUCGAUCAGCCCAGAGCUCAGUACACAUUUCAGGCCCGAAAUUUGGAGCACAAGAGGGAAUGGUGUCUACUAUUAAAGAGAGUGAUUCUCGAGAACUAUGACGUUGUCAUCCCCUCUCACGCCAAGCAAAUAGUUAUGCAAUUGGGACAGACGGCCAACUCAGCGAACGGGCCGCCAGAGAAGGCCCACACGAACAGUAAGCGCACACUGAGUGCUCCGGAAUACCUCGAGCGCAGGAAACAGGAAAACCGACGCAAAUCCGAGGCCACUGUCAACCAUAAUCUCAGCAAAGGAUUCAAACUACGAAAGUCACUCAAAAAGAUUCAUUAUAUGGACGGACAUAACGGUUGGCGUCGAUCCCGGAGCUCCAGCUAUGACGAUAACGCGCGCAUUCACUCCCAUUGCAAAGACAACGAUCAAAGCGAACGGCGCUCCAGUCUGGGACCCAUUGAUUUGAACGCCUCUCAUAUUGAUAUCUCAGAUGAGAAGCUGGAAAGUAGUCCUACGAUUACAAUGACAGGUAUAACAGGUGUUGGCACAGGAGCUGACAAUCAGCCAAAACUUGUUGAACGCUAUGAAGGCUCAGCACAGGAUCUGACGGAAGAGAAAGCAGACAAUGAAUCUCUCACUCAAACCAAUGUCAUGCAUAACAUACUAGAACUGAGACCACCUCCGCGUACAGUGACGAUAGGGCACCGGGAGAUGAAUGAUAUGCCAAACGAGAACGAAGCCGAAUACGUGACGUUCUAUAUCUCACCCAAUAAUCAUCGAUUGGAUUCGAGUGAAGACUCCAGUGUUCAGAUGUCCAACAGUUCCAGCACUCUGUACAACAGGACGAGUACUCCAUUGUCUUCGGGUUCGAGUGACCUGUCGAUGGCCUCGUCCUCGCAAUCGGAGGACUCGAAAUACGUUGUGCUGCCGGUGAACGCACUCUUCAGUUACUCCAACCAACUGUCAGAUCUCUCCAAUCCUAUUGUCCGUCGCGUCCAGUCUUUUACGGGUAUGUCUCGCACUAAAGCCAUACUACAACACACCCUCUCAUUGCGACACUCGUUGGCACCCGAUUUGCCGCCAACGCCUCCCAACAAACGAUUAGUUCAGAGACCAAACACUUUAAAUUUGUCCCACUCUUCCAACUCGUGCUCAUCCACACAAUUGCCUCCAACAAUCAAUGGCGAGUACAUCGACACAUACAUCGGCACCGAUCACCGGAACCAGUGUUUCAAAUCUAGUGACGACAUUAAGUGUUCAAACAAUUCGUCUUCAAUAAGUUUGGAGAAUAUGUCCGAUCAGUCAGUCCUACACCCGGAGCACAAGAUCUACAAACACAGCGCUUCUAAAUAUAUAAAAUCAGUCAUAUUUAACGUAAGCUCUAAAUUAAUAUCACUUCGACGCUCGCCAACGGUUUCCGAUCAGUUGUGCGCCGAUAACGCUUCGGUCGCCUCUGGAGAAAGCGGUGAUAGAUGUGAGUCACCGGUAGUCCCACCGAAUCGGUGUCCAAACAACAACAACAAAGAGCCGAAUGAGUCGUCGAAACAGGAAAUAAGCCCUAAAUUAAUAACGGCUCGAUUUGUGCACACUUUGGCCAAAGUUUACUCCAAUAUAAUCAAAAACAAACUGAAGAACUCAUCGAAAAUUGAGAGCGAAAUGACUGCGAGCAGAGCGCUGUCAGAAAUCCCUAGUCCUGUGUUCGCUCGCAUAUCAGUGCCCAAAACGAGUGCUGCGGCCGCCGCCCGGUUGGCCGCCUAUAAAGACUUUGAUUGCGACGGAGUUGCGCCCAAACAUAGAUGUGGUCUUCAAAAGCACUACUCCUUUAAAAGGCCCGACAGUUUAAUCUCCGAUAUAUCCAAUUCAAGUGAAAACAAUGAUAAAACCGAUUCAAACGGAAAUAACGACACUAUCGAUGACUCGCCCUCUGAUGUGAGCGAUUCAUCACUCGAUAGCUUUUAUGAACAAACGUUUGAAGCGAUUGAAAGUGUUUUGACUGAAGAGAUGUUCGGCGAAUCGGGCUUUUAUAGCCAAACCAGAGAUGAUAACGACUCUGACCUCUCUGUCAAUCCUAUCGAGCAGUUUAUGGACGACAAUGAGGACACGGGAUGUUAUAAUCACUUGAAUUGCAUAUCGAAUUUGAAUGCCGAAGAAAAGCAAAGUAUUUACAAAUCAAUAGAGGAGUUGUCGAGCGUUGGCCUCAACUUAAACAUAUUGAGUGCAAAGAGAGUGAAGGGCGCUAUCAUUGAAAAACUCAAAAUUCUUGAACAGAACUCUCACUUUCAUAAAGACAUUAAUGUCUGUGACUUCGAUGGCAUCAAAAGUAUUAAGGAAAGAGUCGAAGAGUUGGAGAAGUGGCGCAGCAAUAAAGAGAAUAUCGAUGAAAACGAUGAGUCUUCUGAUGAGGAAUUGCCAAAAGGUUCGCCAAAACCCAACUCCAAGGGUUGGGUUAAACACGUGAUCGGAAAGUUGCAAAACGAUGAAAAUCAGUCGUGA
Messenger RNA from Oppiella nova, 3219 nucleotides. NCBI's taxonomy places the organism in Eukaryota, Metazoa, Arthropoda, Arachnida, Sarcoptiformes, Oppiidae. The record is from the annotation of a GenBank genome assembly.